CAGCUGGAAUGACAGCUGACGUCGUCACCUGGCGUAAGAAAACCCCCACCGUCCUGUUGUCGCGCUCCCACUUCCUCCCCCACGUCCGAUCGCAUCGAUCGGUCAGCAUCAGCACGGCCAGCCCCGGAUGCUCGCCGCUCGGACGCCGGUUGUCUCCAGCUGGGAUUGUCCGCCUUCCCCCCCCCCAAAAAAUCCCAGGUGCGCACUUGUCCUCCUCGGGGAUUAUUUUUUAUCCGCGGAGGUGAGGAGAUGACGGCCGGCUGACAGCCCGUCAUGAUGCAGCUCUUUCUCCGGCAGCCUUGAUUUUGUUUUUAUUCCCACCAAAAAGGCUGCGAAAUCCCCCCCCACCGCCUCUUCGUGCUGCGUUCAAAUGCAGCGUGUUGCGUUCAAAUGCAGCGUGUUGCGUUCAAAUGCAGCGACAUUGACGAGGCAACUUACGCUUUGAGGACCGCGGCUCCUCCAUGAGAUCCACGCAAGGGCGUGAACUUGCAGACUCUUCGUAACCUACCCCCCCCCCCCCCCCGAACCCCCCCUCCACUCAUCCUCGCUCCGUUCCUGCUAUUCGCGCCCCCACUUCCACGCAGCCCACCAUGGCGCUGAAAGCGGACUCCGAGGACCCGGACUACCGGACACCGGCUCCCAUCGAGGUGUUCGCCAGCCGCUCCACGCUGCACGGCAUCUCGCACAUGUUCACCUACGAGCGCAUGUGCGUCAAGCGGACCCUGUGGAGCCUCUUCUUCCUGGGCUCCGUGGGCGUGCUGGCCCUGGUGUGCGUGGACCGAGUGCAGUUCUACUUCCAGUACCCGCACAUCACCAAGCUGGACGAGGUGGCCGCCCCACUCAUGGUCUUCCCGGCGGUCACCUUCUGCAACCUCAACGCCUUCCGCUUCAGCAGGGUGACGCGCAACGACCUGUACCACGCCGGGGAGCUGCUGGCCUUGCUCAACGGCAGGUAUGAGAUCCGGGACACGCACAUGGUGGAGGAGAACGUACUGCAGGUGCUGAAGGAGCGGGCCGACUUCGACAACUACAAGCCCCGCCCCUUCAACAUGCGCGAAUUCUACGACCGGACGGGCCACGACAUCAAGGACAUGCUGCUCUCCUGCUUGUACCGCGGCUUGGAGUGCAGCGCCGAAGACUUCAAAGUGAUAUUCACCCGCUAUGGAAAAUGCUAUACCUUCAAUUCCGGCCAGGACGGGCGGCCCCUGAUGUUGACCAUGAAGGGCGGGAUGGGUAACGGUCUGGAGCUGAUGUUGGACAUCCAGCAGGACGAAUACUUGCCCGUGUGGGGGGAGACUGAUGAGACGUCGUUCGAAGCCGGCAUCAAAGUUCAGAUCCACACGCAAGACGAGCCUCCAUUCAUUGAUCAGUUGGGCUUUGGAGUGGCGCCAGGAUUCCAGACUUUUGUCUCCUGUCAAGAACAACGACUGACGUAUCUGCCGCCGCCGUGGGGCGACUGCAAGGCCACCCCGAUGGACUCUGACUUUUUCAGCACGUACAGCAUCACGGCCUGCCGCAUCGACUGCGAGACGAGAUACCUGGUGGAGAACUGCAACUGCAGGAUGGUGCACAUGCCGGGAGACGCCCCGUACUGCACCCCUGAGCAGUAUAAGGAGUGUGCAGACCCAGCCUUAGACUUUCUGGUGGAGAGGGACAACGACUACUGCGUGUGCGAGACGCCGUGCAACAUGACGCGCUACGGGAAAGAGAUGUCCUUCGUCAAGAUUCCCAGCAAGGCGUCCGCCAAGUACCUGGCCAAGAAGUUCAACAAGACGGAGCAGUACAUAGCAGAUAACCUUCUGGUUCUGGAUAUCUUCUUUGAGGCCCUCAACUACGAGACCAUCGAACAGAAGAAAGCCUAUGAACUGGCAGGCCUUCUGGGUGACAUCGGGGGUCAGAUGGGCCUCUUCAUCGGCGCCAGCAUCCUCACCAUCCUGGAACUCUUUGACUAUCUCUACGAGGUCAUCAAGUACAAGCUGUGCCGAGGCGUGAAGAAGAAGCACAACGGCCGCAACAACAACAACGACCGGGGAACUGUGCUGAGCCUGGAUGACGUGAAACACCAUGCCUCGUGCGACAACCUGCGCACGCCGUCCACGUACCCGGGCAACAUGCUACCUCAUCACCCCGCCCAGGGAAACUUCGAAGACUUCACCUGCUGAGCGCGGCGACGUGGGAGUGAAGCGUGCGGCGCCGCAACCAAAGUCGACCACACAGCAGGACUAUCGGCCGCCAAGAAACUGACGCUCGCAGACGCACUUUUUGUACGCGACGGCCUGGAGGAACUGUCCGCCCCCGGACUGAACGUGAGCGUUUCUGAUCCAUUUCAUGCAGGACUCUUGUUUAUUUACCCUGGCGGAGCACUGCCGCUAAGAGAGACGCCGCGCCAAGACGGACCCGCCGUAAAAACAAAAGGGAAAGUGUACAAAUAUCUCGUGGUAGAAAGAAAAAGAAAAAAAAAAAGACGCUUCAUAUACGUCACCAGUAGAGGGCACACGUCCUUCCUUGCUUACAGCACAUGUAGCCACAUCUUGGUGUGUUCACAGCCAGCACUGGCGGCCAACCACAACUUCAGGUCCCAUCGUGUAAUGCGGGGGUGUCCACACUACGGCCAGCGAGACGUAAACACCAGUUUGAUAAGGAACCCGCCCCGCCGGGCGUUUCCAAAUUAAUUUGGAGUAUCUGACAAUCUGGAAAAAAAUGCCGCUCCCUGGUGGACUAUGUGAGUUGAUCAGGUCAAUGACCGUGAAAUGGGAAUUUAAGUGAAUUAAGUACAGCAUUUGUUUGUUUGACCCAAUCCAAACAACCUUCCCUAGUCAUGGCGCAAAAAAAGAAAAUGCAACCGACGCAAAAAGUCAACACACAUAACACAACCUGCUCACUGAACUUUGUGGAUGUUAGCAAAAAAACAUCCACGCACCAUUAAAAAAAAUGCAGGUUAAUGACCAUGAAUUGGGAUUGGAAGUGAGUCACUACAGCAUUAAUUUAUAUUACCCAAUCCAAACAACCUUCCCUUGUCAUGGUGCAAAAAACAAAACAAAAUGCAACCAACACAUAAAGUCAACAUACAUAACACAACCUGCUCACUGAACUUUGUGGAUGUUAGCAAAAAACAUCCACGCACCAUAAAAAAUUCAAAAUUCAGGUUACUGACCCUGAAUUUGGAUUUGAAGUGAAUCACUACAGCAUUUAUUUAUAUGGCCCAAUCCAAACAACCUUCCCUAGUCAUGGCGCCAAAAAAAAUGCUACACCUGCUCACUGAACUUUGUGGAUAUUAGCAAAAAAACAUCCACACACACUAUAAAAAACUUCAAAAUUCAGGUUAAUGACCAUGAAUUUGGUUUUGAAGUGAAUUCAGUACAGCAUUUAUUUACAUAACCCAAUCCAAACAACCUUCCCUAGUCAUGGCGCAAAAAAAAUGCUACACCUGCUCACUGAACUUUGUGGAUAUUAGCAAAAAAACAUCCACACACUAUAAAAAAACUCAAAAUUCAGGUUAAUGACCAUGAAUUUGGUAUUGAAGUGAAUUCAGUACAGCAUUUAUUUACAUAACCCAAUCCAAACAACCUUCCCUAGUCAUGGUGGCAAAAAAAAAAAAAUGCAACCAACUCAUAGUCAACACACAUAAAACAACCUACUCACUGAACUUUGUGGAUAUUAGCAAAAAACUUCCACGCACCAUAAAAAAAUUCAAAAUUAAGGUUGAUGACCAUGAAUUGGGAUUGGAAGUGAGUCACUACAGCAUUUAUUAAUAUGACCCAAACCAAACAACCUUCCCUAGUCAUGGCAGGGGGGGAAAAAAUGCAACCAACGCAUAAAGUCAACACACAUAACACAACCUGCUCACUGAACUUUGUGGAUAUUAGCAAAAAAUAUCCACGCACCAUAAAAAAAUUCAAAAUUAAGGUUGAUGACCAUGAAUUGGAAUUGGAAGUGAGUCACUACAGCAUUUAUUAAUAUGACCCAAUCCAAACAACCUUCCCUAGUCAUGGCGCAAAAAACGUCAAAGCACCAUAAAAAAAUUCUAAAUCACCCAAAUUGUAAUCCAUUGCAAAGCAUGAUGGGAAAAAUGCAAAACACUCUCCACACUUGUCCAUGUUUGGCGCAUUUUAGCUGUUUCGUCGUCACAGAAGUGAGCAAGGUAGAAGUCAAACUUUCACAUACUCUUAAUAUUUAAAUAUUAAUGAUAUAUCCAUAUACACAUAUA
Molecule: messenger RNA, 4207 nt
Organism: Entelurus aequoreus (snake pipefish)
Lineage: Eukaryota; Metazoa; Chordata; Actinopteri; Syngnathiformes; Syngnathidae
Gene: asic1b
Product: acid-sensing (proton-gated) ion channel 1b
Exons: 11
Coding region: 591-2162 (523 amino acids)
Biological process (GO): sodium ion transmembrane transport
Cellular component (GO): membrane
Source: RefSeq, a predicted model, not a curated record